AUUAAGGUUGAUCAAAUAUUGACUGUUAGUUUCAGCUUUUAGGAUCAUUCAUUAUAUUGCUUAAUUGUAAUCAUUCUUGAGCUUCUAACAAAUCUCUCUAAUUUAUUUCUUACUUCUCAAUCGACUCGAGUUUAUUUACUAAAUUUUGCUCUUUGCUCUAAUGCAACCAAAUGAAGCCAUAUCUUCUGAGCCUAAUCACUUGGCACACCUUAUUACAAAAUGCAUUAGAACUAAUGAUCUCAAGCUGGGUAGACUGAUACACUCUCGACUAAUCAAGACUGCAUUAAACUUUAACACAUUCCUUGCCAAUCGACUUAUAGACAUGUACUCUAAAUGUAGCUCUGUAGAAUAUGCACAUCAGGCCUUUAAUGAAGUGUCAAACAAGAACACCCAAUCUUGGAACACAUUACUUACAGGUUACUGUCAAAAGGGUCUUUUUGAAAAGACCUUCCAGCUGCUCGAUAUAAUGCCUGAACCAAAUGUUGUGAGUUACAACACGAUAAUAUCUAGCUUAACUCAUCACGGGUUUCCAGGAAAAGCUAUGGGCUUUUUCAAAAGAAUGAAAAUACAGUGUGGGUGUGAGUUCUUUAUCGACGAGUUCACGGUUGUUGGUGUGGUAAAUGCUUGUGCUUAUUUGGGUGCGUUGAGGUUGUUGCGUGAACUGCAUGGGUUAGCGACUGUGGUUGGUGUGAGGUUUAAUCUUGUGGUUUGCAAUGCAUUGAUUGAUGCUUAUGGGAAAUGUGGUAAACCCGAGUACUCGUAUUUUAUUUUCUGUCAAAUGCAUGAGACCGACGUAUUCUCUUGGACUUCGAUGUUGGUUGCUUAUAUACGUGCAUCUAGAAUGGCAGAUGCGUGCUCACUUUUUGAUCGUAUGCCGGUCAGAAAUGUGGUGGCUUGGACUGCUUUGAUCACGGGGUUUGCUCAAAAUGGAGAAGGAGAUAAGGCUUUGUGUAUUUUUAAGGAAAUGCUGGAAGAAGGUAUUGUUCCCAGUGCAUCCACUUAUGUUUGUGUUCUAAGUGCUUGUGCAGAUAUACCUCUUUUAGAUAAAGGGAAGCAGGUUCAUGGACACAUUUUUAGAUAUACAUGUUUAAUUGAUUUGCAUAAUGUGUUUAUAGUUAAUGCUUUGAUUGACAUGUAUUGUAAAUGUGGAGACAUGAUAUCUGCUAUGACAUUGUUUGAAAGGUUAGAUGGGAAGGAUCGAGUUAGUUGGAACUCGAUAAUAAAUGGGUUUGCCCACAACGGAAACGGAGAGAUGUCAUUGUUCAUGUUUGACAAAAUGAUUGAAGCAGAUACAAAACCAAAUCAUGUAACUUUUCUUGGGGUUUUAUCUGCUUGUAGUCACUGUGGUUUAUUAUCUAAAGGAUUCCAAUAUCUUCAUUCAAUGGAGAGGGAAUACGGUAUAGUACCCCAAUUAGAUCACUAUGCUAUCUUGAUUGAUUUACUUGGCCGGAAGAACAGGCUUCUAGACGCUGCGGAGUUGAUCAAGGGAGCUCCUUGGGGAACGGACAACAUUGGAAUGUGGGGCGCACUUUUGGGUGCUUGCAGGGUGCAUGGGAACUUGAAACUUGCUAGAAGUGCAGCAGAAGCUCUAUUUGAGCUGGAACCUGAUAAUGCUGCCAGGUAUAUUAUGCUAUCCAACAUCUAUGCAGCAGCAGGAAAGUGGGAUGAUGCCCGCAGUCUGCGAAGGUACAUGGAUAACAGAGGAUUAGUGAAAGAAGCAGCUUAUAGUUGGAUUGAGAUAAAAAAUAUCAGACAUAAGUUUGUCGCUAAAGACAAGUCCCACAGUCGGUCAGAAGAAAUAAAAGAGUUGCUACUUAAACUCAUAUAUCCAAUGAAGGAUGCUGAAUACGUAUUUCAAAUUGGAAGCUCUUACUCUCUUGAAGAUGAUCCAUUUUCUUUCCAUGAUUGAAAGAGGUUUAACCAUGUACAAUGCUUUCUAAUUUGACAAUUAAAUAUGAGCUGUGGUGCAAGCCGAAAUUUGGGAAAAGACAAAAGUGAGGGACAGAUUUUGUCUUUGCAGAUAUUAUCACUUAUCUUAAGGGUAGAAACAUGAAUAUAAGAUUGUUAGGCACUAUAAUAGAAUCUUUGCUGCUUGAAGUUUCAGAGAUAUUGAUAUUAUGAGCAGCAGAUAGAUCCAGCAUUAACGUGCAGGUAUCCACCUCUUUGGCGCACAGAUAAUGUGUCUGUCUAGGUAUCCACCACUUUGGUGCACAGGUAAUGUUUCUGUGCCUUGGUUUAAUGCUCUUCAUUUUGGUGAGAAAUAUGACUCUUCUUUCACAUGGACCUAUUAGCUAUCACAACCAUUCAUUUCUUAUGAACCACUGGCUUCAUGUUCCCAGCAUCCAAAUGUUUCUUUAGGGCAAAGUGAUAUUGAUGCCAUGCCUAUUACUUCACCUCGGUCAUGAGCGAGUUAUAAUUCUUAACAUUGUCAACGUCUCAAUAAGUCUAUUCCUAUUAUUAGCAUAUAAUCUUUUUUUACAAAACUAAUUUUCUCUCAGUCAUUGCUAUUGAUUUCAGGUUACAAAAUCUGUAUUCCUUGAGUUAUCCGCAAAACCAGUCUGCUCAGUUCACUACCGAAAUGUUAAGAAGCCGGGAUAGGUAACACGACAAAUAUAAAAUCACAGGCAAGUAUAUUCAGAAGGCACGACAUGGCAUAGAGACAGCUCUGAGCAAGUAUCGCCUGACAGGUUCUCUUUAAAGUGAGGAAGAAGUGGUUCUUAGGGAUUUGAUAUGAGACUUUUUUAAGGCAUGAGGGACCAUUUGCUGACGAUGAAUCAUUUAAUUAUAGUUGAAGGAAUUGAGGCAUCAAAAGCCUAUGUUAUGUUUCCAGACAAGCAUCAAUUGGAAGGGGAAAGAAAGCAUUUGUUUGCAACCCUUAAGUGUUGCUCCGCCUACAUUGCUCUUCACCUCCUCCAAAACCUACAAUGCUGAUCUCCGAGAACUGUCAGUGGUUCUUGGCAUGUUUUGUUCCCUUUUAAUGGGUUUUUAUCCAUCUCAUCAUUUUGUUAUGAUGGCCGUUGACACCGACCAUUUAAUCAAUUAUCUAGGAGACUUUGCUCUAAUCGUAUACUUUAUUCUUACCAUAACUGUAAUUCACUGUCAUAUUGUGUUUGGUUUUCACGUUUUUGACACAUCAGAUUGAUAUUGUGUACCUUCAUUAUUCAUAUUAAUAUUCUCUUCACAAUACACUCCAGUGGUUUAGGAAUUUGGUUUCUUUCAAAUUGUAGCUUGCGAAAAAAUUUGAGUAUUCAAGUCAAAACCCAAAGAACAAUCGGUGGAGUAGCUCACGAGUCACGACUAUUAUAAAUCAUGAGGAAGCCUUUAUACUAUCUAUGUAGGACAUUGUAUAUCUCUAAAUAACCCCUCUCUUUAAUUAAAUGUGUACUAAUGUUUUUUUUCUUCUUUUCUUGAUUUCUUUAUUUCUUUUGUUGCUCAGCUGCGUGAUUUUAAGGAGCCUGGAGUGGCUCAGCAAGUUGAAGGUUGACUAGGAGUAGAGAGAGUAAAGCAAGUAGCUCGAUGUGCAUAAUUGAAAGACAGAAGUUCGGAGCAAUGGAAUAAGCAGAGACAAUGCAGAAUUGGCUAGAGAUAUAGAUAGCAAACAGUUGUGACAAUGGACUUAUGGUUGACGGAAGGAGCUAAGAAAAGUGUGGCGGUGAUUUACAAGCGAAAGGAUAAGCUUAUCAAAGUUCAGCUAUUAUAUCAUGUGAAAAUUUUGAGUAUCCACACCAACAUUUUAAGGCUAUAUGUGGAGCAGGCCGUGACUUUAAUCAAUCCAUUUGGUACACCUAUAUACAUUUUUGUGAUGUUUUCAUCUUUACGCAUCUUAAUUUUUUGCAACUUAUUCUAAUAAAAUUUUAAUUUUCUCAGUAGCAUAGCUUGGGUUGGAUAUGAUGCUUCCAAUAGCUGAACAAUAAUUUUUCUACUUUAAUUUAUGAAGGUAUUCAUGGUAAA
Messenger RNA from Lycium ferocissimum, 3951 nucleotides. RefSeq names its product pentatricopeptide repeat-containing protein At2g13600-like. Lineage: Eukaryota; Viridiplantae; Streptophyta; Magnoliopsida; Solanales; Solanaceae. Bases 161 to 1909 code for a protein of 582 amino acids. Gene Ontology annotation, biological process: RNA modification. The record is from RefSeq and is a predicted model, not a curated record. The transcript has 2 exons. Gene Ontology annotation, molecular function: protein binding; RNA binding.